Cynocephalus volans (Philippine flying lemur) is the source of this 1814-nucleotide messenger RNA. RefSeq names its product molybdenum cofactor synthesis 2 (gene MOCS2). The transcript is spliced from 6 exons. Gene Ontology annotation, cellular component: cytosol. Gene Ontology annotation, biological process: Mo-molybdopterin cofactor biosynthetic process. Bases 136 to 705 code for a protein of 189 amino acids. Gene Ontology annotation, molecular function: molybdopterin synthase activity. The record is from RefSeq and is a predicted model, not a curated record. Lineage: Eukaryota; Metazoa; Chordata; Mammalia; Dermoptera; Cynocephalidae.
UAGCAGGAGUUCGUUCAGAGACCAUUUCUGUGCCACAGGAAAUAAAAGCAUUGCAGCUGUGGAAAGAGAUAGAAACGCGACAUCCUGGGUUGGCUGAUGUUAGAAAUCAGGUGAUAUUUGCUGUUCGUCAAGAAUAUGUGGAGCUUGGAGAUCAGCUCCUCUUGCUUCAACCAGGAGACGAAAUUGCCAUUAUCCCCCCCAUUAGCGGAGGGUAGUGCUUUUGAGCCAACUGGGAAAGAUAUGGAUGAAGUUGAAGAGAAAUCUAAAGAUAUAAUAAAAUUCACUGCUGAGAAACUUUCAGUAGAUGAAGUCUCACAAUUGGUGAUUUCUCCACUCUGUGGUGCAACAUCCCUGUUUGUAGGGACUACGAGAAAUAACUUUGAAGGGAAAAAAGUCAUUAGCCUAGAAUAUGAAGCUUAUCUACCAAUGGCAGAAAAUGAAGUCAGAAAAAUUUGUAGUGACAUUAGGCAGAAAUGGCCCGUCAAACACAUAGCAGUGUUCCAUAGACUUGGCUUGGUUCCAGUGUCAGAAGCAAGCAUAAUCAUUGCUGUGUCCUCAGCCCACAGGGCUGCAUCCCUCGAAGCUGUGAACUAUGCCAUUGAUACUUUAAAAGCCAACGUGCCCAUAUGGAAAAAGGAAAUGUAUGAAGAGUCAUCAUCAUCUUGGAAAAGAAACAAAGAAUGCUUUUGGGCAACCAGUGAUUAAUCAUAAAUGUUUAGAGCACUAAAUCUUAAAUUUGGUAAACUUUUAUUGUUAAUCACAUUUUGCUUUUUCUUCUCAACUAAUUAAGAUAGAAUAGUUUACUGAAGUACACUCUCUUAUGUUAUACCAGUGGGACAAAAGGGAGAAAAAGAAAGCAAAAUAAAUGGGUAUGUGGGAUGAGGGUUAUUUAGCAGCUAGAGAUAGAGAAAAAGGGCUUUAGGGAGGAAAUGAGAUAAUUUAUAGGUGGGGAAACAUGUCUGUGAUAGACUUAUCCUUUCAUGACAUUUCUAACUGUAGCUCAGCUGACACUGAGGUAUGGCCCCUCCUCUCUGACUUUAACUGUCUCAGAGAGAGCAUUCUCCACCCCAUCCCCCAGUCCAAUGAUAGCAUUGUCAUCAGGGAUGCAUUCUAGAAAUGUUGGCAGAAUUGGAAAGUAUAAAAAGUCAUCAACCGCGCCAGCACCUUGGGGCCCGCCCGGUGACCUGAGGCAUGGAGCCAGGGACCAGACACACCCCACAACCAGGCACACUGCCAACGCCAAGUAGUAUGCCAAAAACAUCACAUCCAUGUGGGUGGCCCACCACAGCCACCACAAUAACCGUGGCUACCGUGAAAGGGGGCUGGAUGCCACAACCACCAUGCAGCUGGUCUGCCAACCACUGGAGUGCAUUGACACAAGGAGAGUCAUCAGCAGAGAUAAAGAAAAGAAGAGGAUGUCUCUCUCCACAAAGCCCAUUUCAGACUGACAGAAGAAGCAUCUGCUCCAUGAAAAUAUUGGGGGACCUGAUCACAUCUCUCAGCAUUGGACAGAUCAUCUAGGCAACAAAUCAACAGAGUAACCAAUAUUCUUUCAGAAGGAGAGGAGAAAUCUAGGUUAAUUGUGGCAGGGGAGAGAUUGGACAAGGGGCAUAAAAAAUAAUUAUGAUUUGUAACAAAAUAUAUGCUAGUAAUAUUGAUUUGAUCAACAUAUCUCAAUGUUGAACCCUAAAAAUAUGUAUAAUCAAUUUUGAUUCAAUGAAUUAAAAAAAGUCACCUGACAAUUGUGAUAUUAUAUAUUUUUAGAACUUAUGUAUAUUUUAAAAACUAAGUAAACCCGAUUGAAAGUUUUAAAA